AUGAAUAGCGAAGAUCUUACAAUAGAAGAAUCAAAACCAAGAAGAAGAAAAUCAUUUACUCCGCCAGCAUCAUCAAGUAGUGAAAGCAAAAAUAAAUCUGAUGAAAAUAAUUCAGAUAAAAUUGAACCACAAGAUGAUAUUAAGAAUAUCAAAAAGCAGAUUCAUCAUAGAAAAAAUGUCAAAUCAGAUAAAAAUGACGACAAUCUCAGUGAAGAUGAAGAUGAACAACCUAUGUCAUCUACACAGAGAGUGUCACUUAUAAUAAAAAAUGAAUCAGACUCUAUUGUAAACAAUAUUUCAUCUAAAAAAAAUUUAUCGGUCUGGAAAAAUUUAUGCAUUGUUGUUAUCAUAGUCAUUAUCAUAAAAUUUCUAUUCUCAAAUGAAAAUUCGAAUACACCUUCAAAUGAUAAUAACUGGCGUUUAAAAGUUGAUCCUAAUAAUACACUUUCUCACUAUCAACGGCAUGUAGUACGUGCAUCAUUAAAACCUAUUCUUGAUAAAUCUUCUACGAAGCUACAAGACGAAGAAGACAGCGUAUCAACUUUAUUAAUUUUAUCAUCCAAUGAAGAAUAUGCUGCAAAACUUGCUCGUUGCAUUCUCAGACUAGUCAAUACUGAAAUAUAUAAAGAUCAGAUAUCAACAGAAAUUGAUCUUCAAUCACAUCGUGGUGGUAAACUUCGAUUAGAUUCAAAUUUAAAAUAUUUACUUAGUGCAGGUGGUGAUAUACGAGCUGUUCUAUUACGUCAUAUUGAUGAUAAUUCAUCAAGUGAUGCAUUCGAACGACUUCGUCUUUUAUUUGCUUAUUGUGAUGGUGAAAAUCCUGUAAUUCCACAUCGUUUAAUUAUUAUGACAGCUACUAGUGACAGUGUAGAUGAAACUGAAUUACGUGAAAAAUUUAAAAUUCGUUGGCCAAAAGAACAUGAUUUUGUUGAUGCACUUAUGUCUCGUAUUAGUGGACAUACACUUUAUGUUGAAAAUGAUCAAAAAUCUAUUUGUUAA
This is a messenger RNA of Rotaria sordida, 999 nucleotides long. Lineage: Eukaryota; Metazoa; Rotifera; Eurotatoria; Philodinida; Philodinidae. The record is from the annotation of a GenBank genome assembly.